Molecule: messenger RNA, 1118 nt
Organism: Lotus japonicus
Lineage: Eukaryota; Viridiplantae; Streptophyta; Magnoliopsida; Fabales; Fabaceae
Product: agamous-like MADS-box protein MADS2
Exons: 9
Coding region: 103-834 (243 amino acids)
Biological process (GO): positive regulation of transcription by RNA polymerase II
Cellular component (GO): nucleus
Molecular function (GO): protein dimerization activity; RNA polymerase II cis-regulatory region sequence-specific DNA binding; DNA-binding transcription factor activity, RNA polymerase II-specific
Source: RefSeq, a predicted model, not a curated record
UUUUUGACUUGGCUAACUGAUUAAACAUAUUUUGGGACUACACAGUACAAAUAUGAUAUAACCAUUUAUAAGGAAAGAGUGCUCUAGAAAGAGAGAAGAAAGAUGGGAAGAGGGAAAGUUGAACUGAAGAGGAUAGAGAACAAAAUUAACAGGCAAGUGACUUUUGCCAAGAGAAGAAAUGGGAUACUCAAGAAGGCUUAUGAGCUCUCUGUUCUCUGUGAUGCUGAGGUUGCUCUCAUCAUCUUCUCCAACCGUGGGAAGCUCUAUGAGUUCAGCAGCACCUCCAGCAUAAUGAAAACACUGGAAAAAUACCAGAAGUACAGUUACAGUGCACUAGAGUCCAGCAGUCCAACCAAUGAUACUCAGAACUACCAGGAAUAUGUGAGACUAAAAGCAAGGGUAGAAAACCUGCAACGUUCACAAAGGAACCUUCUCGGAGAAGAUAUUGCUCAAAUGAAUACAACUCAGCUGGAGCAGCUUGAGAAUCAAUUGGAGGUAGCAUUGAGGAACAUCAGGUCAACAAAGACUCAAUUCAUGCUUGACCAGCUCGCUGAUCUUCACAACAAGGAAGCAGUGCUAGUCGAAACUAAUCAUGUGUUAAGGAACAAGUUGGAAGAAAGUAAUAACUCACAUAAUCCAGUGGUCAGAUUGGCUUUGGAAGCUGGAGUGCCUAACAUCCAUUACACUCGCUUCCCUCCUCAAUCAGAGGGGUUUUUCCAGCAUAUGGGAGUGAAUCCAAACUUGCAAAUUGGGUACAAUCCCAGCCAUGAUGAUGUAAAUGCUGGAGCUUCAUCCUUAAAUAUGCAUGGAUUCGCCUCUGGGUGGAUGCUGUGACAACAUUGAGUUUACUUGCAACAUAGACAAAGAAUGGUAGUGGAUUUGUCGACCAUAUAAUUCCUUAAAAGUUGAUAUAUAUGUUUUAGUUUUAGUUUUCUUCUGCAUCAUUUAUCAAUGUUUAAAUAAAUAAAUUUUGCAAGUAGUAUGGUCAUAAAAAUUUGAACCUGAAAAGUUGUAUAUUUGUACUGAAUUCAAAACUUGUAACCUUUAAUCAUAUGUGCAUGAGAUUAGAACCUUGUAUGUGCUAUGAUAUAAUAAUGUCAAAUCUAUGUAUGAUCACC